UGGAGCCUGAGCGGACACUGUUUCUGUCUGUCCGUCCAGGACUGUCUCUCUGUCUCGCUGUGGAUUUAUAACGGAGCGGUGCCGGAAGAUGCUUUAUUCCCGUUUUGUCCCGUCUUUGUGGAAAUAGCCGGAGCUGUUGUGGAUGCAUGUGUGUUCGGGCUGCACAUCCUGUCUGGUGUUCUGGAGGAGCAGCAGAGCCACAAAGAUUAAUGUACGGAUGAGUGACUCAGGACCGGGAUCAAAUUAUAUCUCUUCCUGGAUUGGAGAUAUCUUUGUCACUGAUUGGCCCUCCUGUGAAGCUACUUGUGAUUGGACAAUCUUGGGUUCAAGACGACACACACCAUGACCUGCUGACAUCAUCACACAUCCCCUUUUACUCUCCUAAAAAAUGGCUUCGCCCAGCUGGUUUUCACCGUGGCGACGGUCGCUGCUGCUUAUCCUUGCUACCUGUUUCCUGUCUGAGUUCGCCUCCAGCACGCACUUCCCCAGAGACCUGGAGCCAAUAAGUGUGGUCGGCUCGGCACAGGCGUACCAGUUUCCAGGCUUCCAGGGUCUGCUUCAGGACAACGACACCCUGCGUCUGGGUCUGGACUUUCAGAGGCUGCUGCGCAUCAACCACAUGCUGUACAUCGCUGCCAGGGAUCACGUGUUUGCAGUGAACCUGACGACAGCUUCAGAAGAGUUUUUCCCUCAGCUGAAGCUGACAUGGCGAUCUGAAGACGUCAGCAAGUGUACGGUCAGAGGAAAGAAUAGCGACGAGUGCUACAACUACGUCAAAGUGCUGGUGCCGCGAGAUGACGAGACGCUGUUCGCCUGCGGUACCAACGCCUUCAACCCCACCUGCAGGAACUACAAGGUGAAGUAACUGUCAGUGCUGCGGUAGGCUGCACACUGAAUAUAUACCCCACAUCUGUUCUAAC
Gymnodraco acuticeps is the source of this 920-nucleotide messenger RNA. Its product is annotated as semaphorin-6C-like. The record is from RefSeq and is a predicted model, not a curated record. NCBI's taxonomy places the organism in Eukaryota, Metazoa, Chordata, Actinopteri, Perciformes, Bathydraconidae. Gene Ontology annotation, molecular function: chemorepellent activity; semaphorin receptor binding. The transcript has 7 exons. The coding region runs from base 389 to 865 and encodes 158 amino acids. Gene Ontology annotation, biological process: negative regulation of axon extension involved in axon guidance; neural crest cell migration; negative chemotaxis.